CUUCUGCACAAUAUUAUUGUGCACUCUCUACACUCGAUUCCUGAAAUCUUGUACUACAGACAGCAAAUCUGAAUCAUCUGAUUUCCAGUUUGCUUUGGUUUUUUGUCUUUUGAUGAGUUUUUGUUGUGCUUUGUAAUUUCUAAUACUAGCACAGUAGCACUGGUGUUGCAGUCACGGGUGCCAUUUCCUUUUCACACUUCCAUUAAAAAUGGCGGAAACAAAUGCGCCUGGCUUAAAUGUGAAUGUUAAGAGAGUUUUUCGAUAUGCUUUUAUUGCUUGUGUGUAUGUCAUUGGUGUAUUCUGGAGUGUCGUUUGGAUAUGCAGCAACUUCCUCACAAUCCUGCGAAAUCCCACAGGAUUCUUCACUGUGAAGAAACGUGCCAAGCCGCCUGCAGUCCUUCAGGAUCCUGCUUUGGGGGAACACGGCUAUCUGCAUCUUAAGAACGGCAUCAGAAUUCAUUACGUGGCUUCUGGACCACCGGAUGCUCCUUUGAUGCUUUUCCUGCAUGGCUUUCCAGAGUUUUUCUAUACUUGGCGGCAUCAGAUACGUUAUUUCAAAAAUUCCUAUAGAGUUGUGGCGGUGGACUUGAGAGGCUACGGAGAUUCGUCAAAGCCUUCUAAUUACGCGGAGUACGAAAUUCGUAAACUAUGCGAAGAUGUGCGAUUGAUCAUCCAGAGCUUGCAACGCGCUUCCUGUAUUCUUGUCGGACACGACUGGGGCGGUAUGAUAGCAUGGAAUUUCGGUUCAUUGUACCCGGAAAUGGUCUCCAGCAUGGUGGUAAUUAAUGCGCCCCAUCCAGCCGUUUUCUGGAAGUUUGCAAUGAAAAACCCGAAGCAGCUACUAAUGAGCUGGUACAUCUUCAUGUUCCAGCUUCCCUUCCUACCUGAGUUUUUCCUGAGCUCCAGUGAUCUUAAAUUUCUGGAAGAGAUAUUCACUGUUGCACCGAUGGGAGCUAAACCAGGCACUUACCAAGAGGAGGACAUCGAAGCUUUCAAGUACACCUUUUCUUCCGCAAAAGCAUUCACUGCGCCCAUCAAUUACUAUCGUAAUUUGUUUCGCUUCAACCCACCAAAACCGAUCAAAUUCCAACCUUUGCCCUUCCCCAUAUUGGUGAUCUUCGGUACGGGUGAUCGAGCCAUAAGUCCGGAAACUGCACUGCUUUCGGGGCAAUUCGCUGGAGGGAUUUUUGAACUCAAAUAUGUGGAAGGGGCUAGUCACUGGGUGAAUGAAGAGGAACCUGAGGUGGUCAACAAUACCAUCGCCAAAUUUUUGUCUGAUCACUGAUUUAGAAGCUUUGCUAGUUUCUUGCUCACAUUGGUGGGUUUUUUUUUAUUUUUUUAUCGCUGUUAUUCUAAAGAGAUACCUUUUCAUUGAUUUUUAUAACAGGGAAGCCGUUUUUUAAUUGGUGGUUCAAUUCGUCUGCCAAGCUUUUAGUGAAUAAGUUGGGUGACAAUAAAUUCCAUUUAUCA
Molecule: messenger RNA, 1470 nt
Organism: Paramacrobiotus metropolitanus
Lineage: Eukaryota; Metazoa; Tardigrada; Eutardigrada; Parachela; Macrobiotidae
Product: epoxide hydrolase 4-like
Exons: 5
Coding region: 209-1285 (358 amino acids)
Molecular function (GO): hydrolase activity
Source: RefSeq, a predicted model, not a curated record